Molecule: messenger RNA, 2823 nt
Organism: Symbiodinium pilosum
Lineage: Eukaryota; Dinophyceae; Suessiales; Symbiodiniaceae
Source: the annotation of a GenBank genome assembly
AUGUCAGGAAAGUACCGCUAUACUCCGUCGAUGAAAUCAUGUGACCUCAUCAUCAGCGCCCCGUGGGUACUACCUGUUGCACCGGAAAAUACCGCGUUAACCGACCAUAGCGUGGCCAUCAGCGGCAGCCGGAUCGGCGAUAUCGGGCCCACCGACACCUUGCUGCAGAAAUACCCGGAUGCACAACACCUGGCACUGGAUCACCACAUCCUCCUGCCUGGCCUGAUCAAUACACAUUGUCACAGCGCUAUGACGCUGCUGCGCGGCGCUGGCGAAGACCAGCCGCUGAAAGCCUGGCUGGAAGAAACAAUCUGGCCGCUGGAAGCUGCAGUGAUGAAUGACAACUACGUCACCCUGGGUACCCAGCUGGCGGUCGCGGAAAUGCUGCUGAGCGGCACCACCACCUUCUCCGAUAUGUAUUUCCUCCCUGAGAAAGUUGCCGAGGUCUGUGUCGACAUCGGUAUUCGCGCGCAACUUGCCUUUCCAAUCAUUGAAUUUGCCAAUGCCUGGAGCAAAAAUGCUGAUGACGCGCUGGACAAAGGUCUGGCACUGCACGAACAGCUUAAAGGUAACGGCCUGGUUCACGUGGCGCUUGGUCCACAUUCCGGCUACAGCCUGAGCGCAUCCGAACUUGAGCACGUCGCCCGGGUCGGGUUGGACCAGAAUCUGCCGAUCCAGAUGCAUAUCCACGAGACAGCACAGGAAGUUGCUGACGCCCAUCAAUUGAUGGGGCAAAGCUGGAUUGAGCGCUGCGCCGAUAUAGGCAUGCUGGGACCGCACGUGCAGGCAGUACACAUGACACAAAUCAGCGAUACCGAUCUCAAGCUGGUUGCAGAUACCAAUACACGUAUUGUGCAUUGCCCGACCUCCAACCUGAAACUGGCCUCAGGUUAUUGCCCCACAACCGAGUUACGGCAUGCAGGUGUCACCGUUUCCCUGGGUACAGACGGAGCCGCUUCGAACAAUCGACUCAACCUGUUUGCGGAAGCGCGUAUGGCCAGCCUGCUGGCGAAACACACAAACCAGAAUGCUGCCGCUGCCAACGCCCAGGACAUGUUGCACAUGGCCACUCUGGGUGGUGCUCGCGCGCUGGGCAUAGCAGACGUUACCGGCUCUCUUGAAGUGGGCAAAGCCGCAGACCUGAUUGCAGUGGAUAUCAACAGCCUCGGCAUGUUGCCGAUGUACAAUCCGUUUGCAGCGCUUAUUCAUGGCGAUGCCGGAAAUGCAAUCAGCCAUACCUACGUCGCAGGUAAAGCACUGGUCAAAGACGGUGCAGACCUGGCACUCUACACAUCGCCCGAUUUAACUGACAGUGACCCCAUGAGUGAAAAUGAAAACGUCGAUCGUGACGAAAUAGAGAAAUUUGACGCCCUGGCUCACCGCUGGUGGGAUCCCAACGGUGAUUUUAAGCCGCUACAUGAUAUCAACCCGAGUCGCGUACAGUACAUCAGCGAGCGGAGCGAUCUGCAGAGCGGUCCCGUUGUGGAUAUUGGCUGUGGUGGUGGCAUUCUGACUGAAUCCCUGGCUAAUCUGGGCGCAGACGUCACCGGCGUUGAUAUGGCGGGCAAAGCCCUCAGCGUGGCGCGCCUGCACGCACUGGAAAGCGGCGUCGAUGUCACUUACAUAGAGGGUACAGCCGAGGCCCUGGCUCAGACCCACGCGGAACACUUCCAUACGGUGACCUGUCUGGAAAUGCUGGAACACGUGACCAGUUAUGCAUCCACAGUGGCGGCCUGUGCGGCGGUGACACAGCCCGGCGGCAACGUAUUCUUCUCCACCAUCAAUCGCAAUCCAAAAGCAUACGCACUGCUGAUUCUAGGCGCGGAAUAUGUACUGAACCUGUUGCCUCGAGGCACCCACGAAUACGCUAAAUUUAUCAAACCGUCAGAGCUGUCAUCAGCCAUACGCGCUGCUGGCCUGGAAGUUGUGGACAUCAGUGGCAUGAGCUACAACCCGUUUACCCGGGCCUGCAAUAUCGGCCGCGAUAAACUCGAUAUGAAUGAAUUGUUAGAUAAACUGGGGGCGAGCUACCCGGCAUUGGUGGCUGCUGCAGCCAGCUGGCGCUACCAGCCGGAACCGGAAAUAUUAGCCGGAUGCAACAUUCUGGUAACCGGCGCUGGCGCAGGGAUCGGCGCGGCCGCGGCAAAAUGUUUUGCCUGUUAUGGCGCAAAUGUGAUUCUGCUGGGUCGCAGCCGCAACCACCUGGAAAGCGUGUUCGACUGGAUUGAGACCCAUACCAACACGCAACCUGUGAUUGUGCCUUGUGAUCUCGAACAGCUGGAUGCCAGCGCAACCCACGCCCUGCACAGUGCUAUUUCUGAAACCUACGGCGUGCUGCAUGGCCUGCUGCACAACGCAUCAAGACUCGGGCCUAAGGUACCGCUGGCCCAUUACCCCAUAGAGGAAUGGCUGCGCGUCAUGCAAACUAAUGUAAAUGCGCCUUUUAUCCUGACCCAUACGCUAUUUGAUCUGCUUGAUGCCGCAGACGAUGCCUGCGUUAUCAACACUUCUUCUUCAGUGGGGCGGCAAGGUCGUGCCUACUGGGGUGCCUACGCGGUAAGCAAGUUUGCCACCGAGGGGUUCAGCCAGGUAUUGGCUGACGAAACCGAGUCUGCUGGGCGUAUCCGCGUCUACAGCGUCAAUCCAGGCGGCACCCGCACCGCCAUGCGCAAAGCCGCCUAUCCGCUGGAAGACCCGGCGUCGCUACCCAGCCCGGAACAGCACAUGGAUCUAUAUCUGUAUCUGAUGGCCGGCAGACGCAGCGGCAAAACCUUGCCGGACACUGGCGCACAACUCGACGCACGAACCUGGAAGUGCCAAUAA